CUCUCUACCUACCACAGCUCAACCCCAAAGAAUACACAAAAUGAAACUACCAUCAUUAUACCCAUCCAUCCUCCUCCCGCUCCUCUUCUCCCUCCCCACCCCGGCCGUCUCCGCGUCUUCCCUCAAAAUCGUCAUCCCCCCUUCCACCCUGCUCCCAAACCCGCACUCCCUCCCACCCGGAACCCACGCAACCCUCACCUCCCUCUCCCGGCCCCUGGAUCCCUCCGCGUCGUCGAGAGAACAACCCACCCGCAAAAGCAUCCUCAAGGCCCCGCUCACCCGCGCCGCCUCGUUCGUGUUCGAUCUCGCCCUGAACGCCCCCGCCCCCGCCACCACCAAUGCCGCAGCCCAGUCUUCGUAUCUCCUCGAUAUCCGGGCCCCGGAGUACGUCUUCGCGGCGUAUCGAGUCGACGUCUCCAGCGAGGGAGAGCUCCUCGGCGUCUGGGAGACUUUUCGCGGAAAUGCCUGGGAGAAUACGGGGGUGGAGAAGUUUUCGUCUUCCUCGAGCUCUGCUUCCACUUCUGAAUCCGAAUCUGAAUCUGAAUCCGAGUCAUCACGCUCUGCGUCCAGUGCCGAUGUGAUUAUCAUCGAUGCCAAAGUGCUCGGGAAGAAAGCGUUCUAUGAGAUUCGUCCCAAGUUCUCGCCCCUGGCGCUCUUUAAGAAUCCCAUGAUUUUACUGGCCCUCGUUGCCUUGGGGUUCACUUUUGGAAUGCCCAGGCUUAUGGAGAAUAUGGACCCCGAAAUGCGCGCCGAAUUCGAGAAACAGUCUCGCGCCUCUCCGCUUUCCGGCGCCGCCUCGGGUGCCAUGUCCGCUGGGGGCCCGGCGAACUUUGAUCUGGCUGGUUGGAUGGCUGGCCAGGCUGCCCCUGCCCCUGCCCCUGCCCCUGCGUCUGGCGCUGGCGCUGGAGAUGGCGAGGUGGCUGGAUCUCGAGGGGCUGCGAGUGCGAGGGAUAACCGGGGUGCGGCGCGGAGACGAUAG
Messenger RNA from Aspergillus ochraceoroseus IBT 24754, 979 nucleotides. RefSeq lists its product as uncharacterized. NCBI's taxonomy places the organism in Eukaryota, Fungi, Ascomycota, Eurotiomycetes, Eurotiales, Aspergillaceae. The record is from RefSeq and is a predicted model, not a curated record. Gene Ontology annotation, cellular component: EMC complex. Bases 41 to 979 code for a protein of 312 amino acids. The transcript is spliced from 3 exons.